UCUACUCUUUCGUCCUCCGAACAGAGUUCAGUUCAGUUCAGUUCAGUCCAUAGUCAGAUGAACGAUAACGAUGAACGCAGAGAAGGAGAGAGAGACACUCCGUAUUGUUGCGUUUCCCACGAAUUCGUCCGAAUCGCGUUUGCAAACCCUAACAAAAUCGCAGUGGUUCAUGCUUCAGGCGUCGCUCACCUUUCCAGAGAGUUUUGCCGCCAAAAUCCUUCCUCGCCCAACUUCAAUGCAGACAUUACCACGCUCUUAGAAAAGCGCGUUGAAUCCACGUCACCGCCACUUUACCAUGGGGACCGUUCCUUCACUUAUUCUCAUCUCUUGAACGCUGUUAGUUCCCUCAGCUUCCGCCUCCGCUCUAUCCUGCUUGGUGCGGAUGACCCCCACUUGAUCACAGCCCAACCUCAAGGUAAUGAUGGUGUCGACUGUGAAGAGGAAAUACAGACACCUGAAUCCUUGGAAACUGUCAUGCCUAGUGAAGAGGCAUUGAUUGAAUCGAGCGAAGAGUAUAGGCCAAAGAUAGUGGGAAUUUAUAUGCCUCCUUCUGUUGAAUAUAUUGUUACUGUUCUUUCAGUACUGAGGUGUGGGGAAGCCUUCCUACCUCUGGACCCGUUUUGGCCAAACGAAAGGAUAUUGUCAGUUGCUUCUUCUUCAAAUGUUGAUCUCAUUAUAGGGUCCCAAUCCUCAUUUGGUAAAAGUGAUUUGGACAAGCUUGAUCUAUCGCAUUGGCUGCUAAAGUCAGUUAAUUGUCCUGUUUUGAACUACUCCAUUGAAGAGAACCGUCAAGAAUGUAGCUAUCCAGCAGAUUUGGCAUGGCCUUGUGCCAGUGAAAAGGAGAGAUCAUUUUGUUAUCUGAUGUACACUUCUGGAUCAACUGGAAAGCCUAAAGGAGUGUGUGGCACUGAACAAGGUCUUUCAAAUCGCUUUUUAUGGAUGCAAGGAAUGUAUCCUUUAAGUGGGCAGGAACUACUGUUGUUUAAGACGUCAAUUAGCUUCAUUGACCACCUGCAAGAAUUUCUCAGUGCUAUUCUGACUGCUUGUGUGCUAGUUAUUCCUCCUCCCAAUGAGCUAAAAGAAAAUAUAUAUUCUAUCAUAGAUUUUCUGCAGGCAUAUUUUGUUAAUAGGCUUACGGCUGUUCCAUCACUAAUGAGGACCAUUCUUCCUGGAUUGCAAACCCAUGCUAACAUGCGAGUUGGAAGUUCACUGAAAUUGCUUGUGCUUAGUGGUGAAACUUUUCCUUUGACCUUGUGGGAGAUGAUUUCAACUAUCUUACCAAAGACCUCCAUCUUGAAUUUAUAUGGAAGUACUGAGGUCUCUGGUGACUGUAUAUAUUUUGAUUGCAAGAGGAUACCGUUGAUUUUGAAGGAAGAAAUGCUAACCAGUGUUCCAAUAGGUUUACCCAUUACUAACUGUGAAGUGAUACUUCUUGGAAAAAAUGGUUCAUCGAAUGAGGGAGAGCUAUAUGUUGGUGGUUCUUGCAUCUCUAGAGGUUACUAUAACGAAUCUAAUACAAUAUCUGAUGCAUUUGUAAAAUUGCCUCGGAGUUACAGUUGUGAUGAUUCUCUUAAUGCUAGCCAAAGCCAAUUAUACUUUGUAACGGGUGAUUUAGUCAGACAGUUGCCAAGUGGUGACUUUGUAUUUUUUGGAAGAAAAGACCGCAUUAUAAAAGUCAAUGGACAGCGUAUUGCCUUAGAAGAAGUUGAAAACUUGCUAAGGGAACAUCCAUAUAUAAAUGAUGCCGCUGUAAUUUGUCAAAAUAAUCAAGCAGAACUUGUGUUUCUUGAAGCCUUUAUUAUAUUAAGGGACAAGGAAAGACUGGGUGAGUUAUUAAUACCUGCAAUCAGAAGUUGGAUGAUUAACAAACUUCCUUCAGUUGUGCUUCCCAACCGUUUCAUCUUUAUGGAAUCAUUUCCUGCAUUUCCUAGUGGUAAGAUUAAUUAUGAGUUGUUGGUUGGCUCAGCAUUAUUGACAAAGAAUGCCAAGGAUAAGGUUGGUAGCAUCGAUUGCAGCAAUCUUCUCCGACUUAUUAAAAAGGCCUUUCAUGAUGCUUUAAUGGUUGAAAGGAUUUGCAAUGAUGAUGAUUUCUUUAUGAUGGGUGGUAACUCUCUUUCUGCUGCACAUGUUGCUCAUAGUUUGGGGAUUGACUUGAGAUUUCUUUACUAUUAUCCAAGUCCUUUUAAGCUUUGUAUGGCUCUUCUCCAAAAAAGAGGAUCAUGCUCUUUGCAUAACAGGCUGGACAAUUGCUUGCAAAUAAACAGAGACAGUCAAGAUAAGCAUGUUUCUACCAAUCAUGCUGAAAAUUCUAGUCCUCUUCAGUCAAGAAUAAUUUCUGAAGAUAAUGAUGACAAUUCUUUUCCUUCCAAACGCUUAAAGAUGGGUUCUUCUUCUACGGAUGUUGCAUCACAAGGUGAUGAAUUGUUCUCAUGGUAUUCCCCUUAUCUAUUAUCAUCCUCAUUUAGCCGAUGCAACAAGGUUUUGCAUAAAGGGAAGCUGGCAGUAAUUGAUACACACCAAACAACUUGGUCUGCAAAUGUUCCAAGAGGUAGCAGAGGUCAUAUAAAAGAUUGUUGGAAAGUUUGCAUGGAAUCUUGUGUUGAUGCUUCACCAAUGCUUGUGUUUAAAGGCGUAGACAUUUAUUUGUUCAUUGGAUCUCACUCACAUAAAUUUCUCUGCUUAAAUGCUAGAAGUGGUUCUGUCCAGUGGGAGAUCAAACUAGAAGGACGUAUUGAAUGUACUGCAGCAAUUGUUUCUGAUUUUUCCCAGGUUGUUGUUGGAUGUUACAUGGGAAAAAUAUAUUUUCUUGAUUUUUUGAAUGGCAACAUCUGUUGGAUUUUCCAAACAUCUGGUGAGGUAAAAUCACAGCCAGUUGUAGACACAUUCAGACAGUUGAUCUGGUGUGGCUCACAUGAUCAUAACUUGUAUGCUCUUGACUACAAAAAACAUUGCUGUGUCUACAAGCUACCAUGUGGAGGCAGUAUAUAUGGGUCACCUGCCAUUGAUGAGGUUCGUGGCUUGCUUUAUGUAGCCGCUACUGGUGGUCGUAUAACAGCUAUAUCAAUAUCGACUUCUCCGUUUACUAUAUUGUGGCUACAUGAAUUAGAAGUCCCUGUGUUUGGUUCUCUUGCCGCCACCCCUAGUGGAACUGUAAUAUGUUGCUUGGUAGAUGGCCAUGUUCUUGCAUUCGAUCCAAAUGGAUCCUUAGUUUGGAAGAAAACAACUGAUGGUCCAAUAUUUGCUGGGCCAUGCAUACCUUCUGUUCUUCCUCAUGAGGUGCUUGUAUGCUCUAGAAGCGGAAGUGUGUCCUCAUUCAAACUGGAGGAGGGAGAUCUACUGUGGCAAUACAAUGUUGGAGAUCCAAUUACUGCAUCUGCUUAUGUUGACGAGCAUUUGCAGCUUAAAUCUGAUGCCUCCCAUUCUUCAGACAGGUUAAUUUGCAUUUGUUCCAGUUCUGGAGGCAUACACCUCCUUCGAGUGGACAUGAAUUUGUCUGAAGAAGCAAAUCAACAAACACGCUAUGUGCAAGAGUUUGCAAGGCUAAACUUGCCAGGGGAUAUAUUCUCUUCGCCUUUAAUGAUUGGUGGCCGGAUUUUUGUUGGUUGCCGGGAUGAUUAUUUGCACUGUAUUGCCCUUGAAAUUUCAAAGCAACAUGAAAGUUAAAGCUUAUGUAGUUUAAAUUUUGUUGAACUCUAAUUAGGAGCUUUGAUUCUGUAUUUAAAGUUUGAAAUUCAAGGCGCUGUAACCUAAGCUAUUAUGAGCUUAAGCUGUCUUUAGUUUCUCAGAUAGGAAAAAAAAAUUGAAAAAUAUUAACUUCAUCCUUAGGUUGAUUUUAUGUAAUUAAAAAUAUUGAGAAAUAAUAUUUAUUAUGUUG
Messenger RNA from Abrus precatorius (Indian licorice), 3874 nucleotides. Its product is annotated as putative acyl-activating enzyme 19. NCBI's taxonomy places the organism in Eukaryota, Viridiplantae, Streptophyta, Magnoliopsida, Fabales, Fabaceae. The record is from RefSeq and is a predicted model, not a curated record. Gene Ontology annotation, molecular function: protein binding. The transcript has 17 exons. Gene Ontology annotation, biological process: amino acid activation for nonribosomal peptide biosynthetic process. Bases 58 to 3663 code for a protein of 1201 amino acids.